Messenger RNA from Mercurialis annua (annual mercury), 896 nucleotides. RefSeq lists its product as uncharacterized. NCBI's taxonomy places the organism in Eukaryota, Viridiplantae, Streptophyta, Magnoliopsida, Malpighiales, Euphorbiaceae. Bases 192 to 668 code for a protein of 158 amino acids. The transcript is spliced from 4 exons. The record is from RefSeq and is a predicted model, not a curated record.
AUUCCCAUAUCUCAGAUAAAAAGAGAUCUUUUCUGGUUCAUGAAUCUUGACUGACGGUGACGGCACAUGGGCGGCUCUUCUGUGCCGUCUAUUGCAGUUCUUGUAUAUAUAUAGAGAACAUAUGGUUGAUGAGAUAGUUCAAGAUCUCUUGUGUUUUUAAUCAGUUGUAAGUGUUUCUUGGAAGUUAAGUUAUGGAGUUUAGACAAGAUAGAUCGUCUUCUUCGUCUUCCGGUUCGGGUUCUUCGUUUACAGCUGAUCUUUUCGGCGCUAAGGAUUCGCCUUCUUAUUCUACAACUGGGAGUUUUGCUUCUAUUUUCCCACCUCCUUCCAAGGUUUUAAGGAAAAAAUCCUCUGGCUCUGAGGUGGUGACAGGAUCAUGGCAAAAACAAGGGUGGAAUGCCAAACAAGGAGCUGCACCCAUAAGUAGAGAGACUGCAAGCUAUAAAAUGGCUAAAAAUCCCAAUUUUCUGGAAGAAAAAGUGGAACCAUGUCAUCUAAGUUCAUCAAUUUACUAUGGCGGCCAAGAAAAUUAUUCUCAAAUCCAUAGUACCCCGAAUUCCGGAUCGCAUCCCAUUUUCAAGAAAGAUGGAGUUGAUGAUGAUCCUAAUGGAAACAACUCAAAUGGUGCUUCGAGAGGAAAUUGGUGGCAAGGUUCACUUUAUUAUUAGAAUUUGUGGCCUUCUUCUGGCAUAAGAAAUGAAUUCUCCUUCAUUUUUUAAGGAAUUCAUGAAGCCUGGAUGAUCAUAAAACAUGAUAAAUCAGCGGUUUGUAAUGUUUUGUUUUAAUUAAAUCUUUCACUUAGACUUUGAUUUUGAUAUAACUUUAGCUUCAAUGCAAGACAUUUUUCAAGCAAUUGUAAGAAUUGUCAACAAUGAACAGUUUGAGUUUUUGUUGUA